Messenger RNA from Homo sapiens (human), 6928 nucleotides. RefSeq names its product ATPase plasma membrane Ca2+ transporting 3 (gene ATP2B3). Gene Ontology annotation, biological process: regulation of cardiac conduction; regulation of presynaptic cytosolic calcium ion concentration; regulation of cytosolic calcium ion concentration. Lineage: Eukaryota; Metazoa; Chordata; Mammalia; Primates; Hominidae. Gene Ontology annotation, molecular function: nucleotide binding; P-type calcium transporter activity; ATP hydrolysis activity. Bases 481 to 4002 code for a protein of 1173 amino acids. The transcript has 23 exons. The record is from RefSeq and is marked reviewed. Gene Ontology annotation, cellular component: glutamatergic synapse; GABA-ergic synapse; presynaptic membrane.
AGAGCUGCGGUUGGAGCCGAGCGCGCCGCGUCGCCCGCCGCCGGUGCAGAGCGUGGGGAGCACUCGGCCGCAGCCCUCGCCCGCCGCAGAGGGUCGCGUCCCGCGCCGCCGGCCAGGCCGCCCCGUGCCCAGGCCUUUCCAUCCUUGGAGCGGAUCGUUGCCCGCCUGACGCCCGCCCGCAGCGACAGCGCCCGCCGGAGCCGAGGCCGCGGCGGCGGCCGUGCCCAUGCCCGGGAACGGCUGUCUCCCCCUCCUCGCCUGUGUGACCUUGGCCAGCCAGCUUUUCCUGUGGCCGCCUGCGUUUUCUCACGGGUGAAAGCUCUGGCUUUAAGAUUCUGGAAUUUGGAAUGGCAGGUGUCCACGCUUAGCAGCUUUCUCACCGCCGCCAAACCUUGCCUGGGCACUGGGACCGUGGGUGGCCGCCUGUCCCUAGCUGUGGCUGAGCCAAGAUUGCACUUGUGAGAAGGCCUGACAGGCAGCAUGGGCGACAUGGCCAAUAGUUCCAUCGAGUUCCACCCCAAGCCCCAGCAGCAGCGGGAUGUCCCCCAGGCUGGAGGCUUUGGGUGCACGCUGGCGGAGCUGCGCACCCUCAUGGAGCUGCGAGGGGCCGAGGCGCUGCAGAAGAUCGAGGAGGCCUACGGGGAUGUCAGCGGGCUCUGCCGGAGGCUGAAGACCUCACCCACAGAGGGCCUGGCGGACAACACCAAUGACCUGGAGAAGCGCAGGCAGAUCUACGGGCAGAACUUCAUCCCCCCAAAGCAACCCAAGACCUUCCUGCAGCUGGUGUGGGAGGCCCUGCAGGACGUGACCCUCAUCAUCCUGGAGGUGGCUGCCAUCGUCUCUCUGGGCCUCUCGUUCUAUGCGCCGCCAGGAGAGGAGAGUGAAGCCUGUGGGAAUGUGUCGGGAGGCGCAGAAGAUGAGGGCGAGGCCGAAGCUGGCUGGAUCGAGGGGGCUGCCAUCCUGCUGUCCGUCAUCUGUGUGGUGCUGGUCACGGCCUUCAAUGACUGGAGCAAGGAGAAGCAGUUCCGAGGCCUGCAGAGCCGAAUUGAGCAGGAGCAGAAGUUCACGGUCAUCCGGAACGGGCAGCUCCUCCAGGUCCCCGUGGCUGCGCUGGUGGUGGGGGACAUUGCCCAGGUCAAGUACGGCGACCUGCUGCCAGCCGACGGCGUGCUCAUCCAGGCCAAUGACCUCAAGAUCGACGAGAGCUCCCUGACGGGCGAGUCUGACCACGUGCGCAAGUCAGCUGACAAAGAUCCCAUGCUGCUCUCAGGCACUCAUGUCAUGGAAGGUUCUGGAAGAAUGGUGGUGACCGCCGUUGGCGUGAAUUCCCAGACAGGCAUCAUCUUCACGCUGCUUGGAGCUGGCGGAGAGGAGGAAGAGAAGAAAGAUAAGAAAGGCAAGCAGCAGGAUGGGGCCAUGGAGAGUAGCCAGACCAAAGCUAAGAAGCAGGAUGGUGCAGUGGCCAUGGAGAUGCAGCCCCUGAAGAGCGCGGAGGGUGGGGAGAUGGAGGAGCGGGAGAAGAAGAAAGCCAACGCACCCAAAAAGGAGAAGUCUGUCCUUCAGGGGAAGCUCACAAAGCUAGCCGUGCAGAUCGGGAAAGCAGGGCUGGUGAUGUCUGCCAUCACCGUCAUCAUCCUGGUCCUCUACUUUGUGAUUGAGACGUUUGUCGUGGAAGGCCGGACAUGGCUGGCAGAGUGCACGCCGGUCUAUGUACAAUACUUCGUGAAGUUCUUCAUCAUUGGUGUCACUGUGCUGGUCGUGGCUGUCCCAGAGGGCCUGCCUCUUGCUGUCACCAUCUCCUUAGCUUACUCUGUCAAGAAAAUGAUGAAAGACAACAACCUGGUGCGCCACCUGGAUGCCUGCGAGACCAUGGGCAACGCCACAGCCAUCUGCUCCGACAAGACGGGCACGCUCACCACCAACCGUAUGACCGUGGUCCAGUCCUACCUAGGAGACACCCACUACAAAGAGAUUCCGGCCCCCAGCGCCCUGACCCCUAAGAUCCUCGACCUCCUGGUCCAUGCCAUCUCCAUCAACAGUGCCUAUACCACCAAAAUACUACCUCCUGAGAAGGAAGGCGCCCUCCCACGCCAGGUGGGCAAUAAGACGGAGUGCGCCCUGCUGGGCUUCGUCUUGGACCUGAAGCGGGACUUCCAGCCCGUGCGCGAGCAGAUCCCGGAAGACAAGCUUUACAAAGUGUACACCUUCAACUCGGUCCGCAAGUCCAUGAGCACAGUCAUCCGCAUGCCCGACGGUGGCUUCCGCCUCUUCAGCAAGGGGGCCUCAGAGAUCCUCUUGAAAAAGUGCACCAACAUCUUGAACAGCAAUGGCGAACUCCGGGGCUUUCGGCCUCGGGACCGGGACGACAUGGUGAGGAAGAUCAUCGAGCCGAUGGCUUGCGAUGGCCUCCGCACCAUCUGCAUCGCCUACCGGGACUUCUCUGCAGGCCAGGAGCCCGACUGGGACAACGAGAAUGAGGUCGUGGGUGACCUCACCUGCAUAGCUGUCGUGGGCAUUGAGGACCCUGUGCGGCCCGAGGUCCCUGAAGCUAUCCGAAAAUGCCAGCGUGCUGGCAUCACAGUCCGCAUGGUGACUGGGGACAACAUCAACACGGCCCGGGCCAUCGCAGCCAAAUGCGGCAUCAUCCAGCCCGGGGAGGACUUCCUGUGCCUAGAAGGGAAGGAGUUCAACCGGCGGAUCCGCAAUGAGAAAGGCGAGAUAGAACAGGAGCGGCUGGACAAGGUGUGGCCCAAGCUGAGGGUGCUGGCCCGGUCGUCUCCCACCGACAAGCACACACUGGUCAAAGGGAUUAUCGACAGCACCACUGGUGAGCAGCGGCAGGUGGUGGCUGUGACAGGGGAUGGCACCAACGAUGGGCCGGCCCUCAAGAAGGCGGACGUGGGCUUCGCCAUGGGCAUCGCAGGGACCGACGUGGCCAAGGAGGCCUCCGACAUCAUCCUGACCGAUGACAACUUCACCAGCAUCGUCAAGGCAGUCAUGUGGGGCCGUAACGUCUAUGACAGCAUCUCCAAGUUCCUGCAGUUUCAACUGACGGUCAAUGUGGUGGCUGUGAUCGUGGCCUUCACAGGUGCCUGCAUUACUCAGGACUCUCCUCUCAAAGCCGUGCAGAUGUUGUGGGUGAACUUGAUCAUGGACACAUUUGCCUCUCUGGCCCUGGCGACGGAGCCACCCACAGAGUCGCUGCUGCUGCGGAAGCCGUACGGCCGCGACAAGCCCCUCAUCUCCCGCACCAUGAUGAAGAACAUUCUGGGCCACGCCGUGUACCAGCUCGCCAUCAUCUUCACCCUGCUGUUUGUCGGGGAGCUCUUCUUCGACAUCGACAGCGGGAGGAAUGCGCCCCUGCACUCGCCACCCUCAGAGCACUACACCAUCAUCUUCAACACGUUCGUCAUGAUGCAGCUCUUUAACGAGAUCAACGCCCGCAAGAUCCACGGCGAGAGGAACGUGUUCGACGGCAUCUUCAGCAACCCCAUCUUCUGCACCAUCGUUUUGGGCACUUUCGGGAUUCAGAUUGUCAUCGUCCAGUUUGGCGGGAAGCCCUUCAGCUGCUCCCCACUAUCCACAGAACAGUGGCUCUGGUGCCUGUUUGUUGGUGUUGGGGAGCUGGUCUGGGGACAGGUCAUUGCCACCAUCCCCACCAGCCAGCUCAAGUGCCUGAAGGAAGCCGGGCACGGGCCCGGGAAGGACGAGAUGACCGACGAGGAGCUGGCCGAAGGCGAGGAAGAGAUCGACCAUGCCGAGCGGGAGCUCCGCAGGGGCCAGAUCCUCUGGUUCCGGGGCCUGAACCGGAUUCAGACGCAGAUGGAGGUAGUGAGUACCUUCAAGAGAAGCGGUUCAGUUCAGGGUGCUGUGCGCCGGCGGUCUUCGGUCCUCAGCCAGCUUCAUGACGUAACCAAUCUUUCUACCCCUACUCACGCAAUUCUCUCUGCUGCCAAUCCUACCAGUGCUGCUGGGAAUCCGGGUGGUGAAAGCGUUCCGUAGCUCGCUCUAUGAAGGCCUGGAGAAACCAGAAUCCAAGACCUCCAUUCACAACUUCAUGGCCACGCCCGAGUUUCUGAUCAAUGACUACACCCACAACAUCCCGCUCAUUGACGACACGGACGUGGACGAGAACGAGGAGCGCCUCCGGGCCCCCCCGCCCCCGUCCCCCAACCAGAACAACAACGCCAUAGACAGCGGCAUCUACCUGACCACGCAUGUCACCAAGUCAGCUACCUCUUCAGUGUUUUCCUCCAGUCCCGGGAGCCCGCUCCACAGCGUGGAGACGUCCCUCUAACAAGAACUUGUCUCAGCACAUGCGCACACGCACACUCGGACUCACACGAAGUCACACGCACACAUGCACGCACACACACAUAUGGGGACCUGCACACCUGCAAAACGAGGGAACAACUAAGGUGGCUGAAGACCUUUCUGGCAGGGCAUUUGCAAGGACCCAAAUCCAUUCAACAAGGGUGCAGCCUGCCACAGGCUCCUCAUCCGGACUGAGGAAGACGAGGACAGGGAGGAGGAAAAGGAGGAAGAGGAGGACAAAAAGGGGGAGGAGAAGGUUCUUCGUCCAAAGGAGGAAGGAGAAGAAGUAGAAAGUGCGAAGAGCUGAGUUCCCCACCUUUUUUUCUAUUGAUGCUUCUUUUUUAACAAACUACAGUUUUACCGUGUGUUUGCCAUUUGAGCUGUGUGGUGGGCAGGGGGCUGGUUUGGGUUUAUGGGGAGCUUUUGUUGCACCCAUGCAGGGGCAAUCAGAUCAGCAUCUUCAUGCAAAAAAAAAAAAAAAGUUGAGUGCUCUGCAGGCCUGUGAAGGGUGCCACCUGAGGGAGCCGCCUGCAAGCGGCCCUGCAGCCACAAAGCAACCCGCCCUCUGCAAAAACUAGGCACAUCCGCAGUGCGCAUGUGUGUGCGUGCAUGCACAUAUGUGUAUGUGUGUGGAUCUGUACACACACACGUAUAUAUGGCCAGAUGCGUAUUUCAAUAAGGAACUAUUUACUGGCAUGAUAUUUGCAUUCCUCUUAUCAGGCAUUUUCAUUUGGAAAUUUCAUUAUUGAAUGUAGCAAGGUUGUAGUUGUUUUUUUUUUUUUUUCAGGGAACUAGACUGCAAGAAUAUCUUUCUGGUCAACCCAUUUUUGUCCCUCAUCACCCCGCCCCCACCUUUCGCUCCUGCCCUCUGCCCGGCCCUACUGAGAUUCCCAAGGAGAAGGCCGAGAGGGGGCGCUCCAGGUCUGGAGCAGGUAUAAUUGGAGCAUUUGCACUGAGACCCCUGCCAGAGAGGAGAAAACCCUUUCAAGGGAAAUUUUAAUCUAAAAGGAAAAAACCAAAAUAUUGAUGAGAAGGAGUCCUCCAGUUAGUGAAAGGGGAGUUUCGUUUUCAGCUUUCUUUGGUUCCUACUCCAAUUCCACAUCCUUCAUCCUGGCCAUGCCCCCACCUUCAAGAGCAUGAAGCACUCUUGGAGUUGUGGGUCCUGCCCAGAGUCCAGAGAGCAGCCUCAGCUGAGCACAGGUCCGAGGGGGCGGGGGCAGGGCCAAGAGUUCAAAAGAAGCCAAUGGAGGGAGAGGGAGCGUCAGAAGCCCGGAGGAGCUGGUGGUGGGAGAAUGACGGCAGGGACGCAGCCACAGUUCAGACCCUGUCCCCUCAGCACCUGGAUGGACUCCCACUGUUUGCUUUGGCAAAUGCCGAGGAGUCCUCGGUAGACCACCUUGAUGUCUGCUGUGACAUCAGAGGUGCCACCACCAAAGCACUCUUCCCACCCUAGUCUUUGUGUCCAGCGGCCAAGCUUAAGCCAUGAAGUCAUGGAUUUGUGGCUCAGCACCAGGUCCUGAGGGGAGCGUAUCCUGGCAGUGUGGGCACCUGGUGGCCAAGCCUCAGUUUCCCCCAAAUGAGCAAAGGGGAUAAAGAGGGGCCCGACUUUUGCCACCCUCCUGAGGAAGCCCCUAGGUCCACACAGUGAUGCCAUGGGGGACCCUUGCCUUCCACACUUGCAGGUGUCACGUUUUGCAGGGAGGUGUUUGGGCCUUGGGCUCAGCCACUGGGAGACAGUUGGGACCUGAGGGACAGAGGAUCGGAAUGGAAACCACCAACGUGCACUGGCACCCUCAGAAGGCUUGUCUCACCUCCACCGGCAUCCACACAAAACCAAACAGGAGCAGGCGUCAUCCCCACUAUUCCCAUGAAUGCCAUGUCACCCCUGAGCAGAAGCAGUCAAAUCUUGGGCAAAAGAAUUUCGGUUAGAAAAGAAAAUCCCACUUUAAAAUGCCAGCUGCAGAUAACUCAAAGCCAUCCCUUUUUUCUAAAGGGCACAUUGAGAAUGUCACCCAUUUGUAAACUGUUCCCUGAUGUCCUUGUUUAAACGAUAAUAAGAAAAAGGGCAACUCCAUUUGUUGAGGGUCUUUGUGUUCUUCAAUGAGAAAUCAAAUUUGAGACGUUGAAAUUGGAGCUGCGUGCUGCUGCACUCACCGGCUUCUUCUCACUCUCUGUCGUAGACACACCGAUAGGACCAAUGGCCAAUAGAUAUUAAAAGCAAACCCUCACUGCUGCUGUAUAAAGUUGCCUAAUGUAAAUGUCUAUUGUUUAGUCCCUAGGUCACCUUUGUGCUGUGCUGUGGAGUUCAGAAACGGGGUACCAUGACCUGGAAUCUUUUGCUCUUGUUUUUGCAGUCUUCAAGGCUGGGGGCCCUGUCUCAUUGGGAAGCCCCUCUUUAUAAAGCAUUAUAUUACUUGGAAUGGCUUGGUCAACUGUGUUCAGUUCAUAAAUAUGUUUUACAUUUUUAUCUGCCUGUUAUAAAGAUGAACAAAAAAACUUAAUGAGAAAGAUCACAGAUACGUAAUAAUUUAAAGUCUGUAGUUGAAUUUCCUAACUUAAAGAAUAGACCAAAAUUUCUGUGUAUAAAAAAAAAUGAAAGGCUCCUUACAUCCUG